UUUUAAUCCAUAAUGGGACGCACUAUUUCUUGUUACACAGAAAAAAAUCACAAUGUAAAUCACAUUUCUUAAACCACAUAUUUAAAUUUAAUCGCACAAUUUCUUUAUUAAAAACUGUCCCAUUCGAUAGAAAGAAAUCUUUACCUAUUUAAAAAUUAAACAUAAAUACACUAGUAAUUGUAAUCUUGUAAAAUUAAAAUAACCUAAAAAUAAUAGCAAAGUUCCAUGACUAUUUGGCAGGUUAACUUUUUAAAAAUGAGGCAAAGUUUAAAUGUCAUUCUGCCACUAUUGAUUGUUAGUUAUAGUGAUGGGUCGUAUAGAAUUAUACCAAAUCUUGGUUUAUAUGGACUAGAAACUUCGGUUCAUUCUCCAACAAGAAUUCCUUUGGGUAAGAUUUUUUUCCGUAAAUGGGGCAUUGCACAAAUUUGAAUUAUUCUAAAUUGAAUUUUCUUAAAUUGGCUUGUAAAUAAUGCGGUCUAUUUCGAAAUUGGUUUUUUUAUUUACCCGAAUGACUCGGGAGGGUUCCGUUUGACAUUUCAAUUAUAUGUCAGUUUUGUAUACAAAGAGUAUGGAAAUACAGAAAGCAAACACUAUAAUAAGCCAACAAAACCACAACCGAUAUGAACACGCACAGAAAUGUAGACAAUUAAAAAUCAAUCAAACACGACAACUUCUUUGAAAUAAACACAAAACUCAACCUAAAUAAAACGCGGUAAAAUUCCAAUUACGUUAUAAUCGAUUUAGGUAAAAAAACUUGACAAUUAAUCUUUGUCAUCUGUCAAACAUAUUUCAGCACACUUUAAUAAUUAAAAAUACAAAAUCCAAAAGUACCAACAUACGAAAAGAAACAAAAAAUACAACGUACACAAACAAGUGACAAAAUGAAUACUAAAUUAACAGUAAUGUUACUCGGCUGGCUCUUCGUACAGUCAGCCGAAAGCUUUGGCAUCUCGUCAUUCGGCAAAGCGAACACUGAAACACCGAAACCUGUGACGCCCACGCCAUCACCCGGUAAGAUAUUACUAUAUAAUGUCAAAAUCACUUUGAAUUUUCACUGUCAACACCUGUAAACAUUGGUUAUUAACACAAACUCGACUGACGGUAGUGUCGGAAAUACGCGCUGUUCCACUUCAGGAUUGCUUUGUUAAUUGCAACGAACAAACUCCACCUCUUCCUACAUAUUAGAUAGCAGACAACAAUCGAAGGUAUAAUAAAAAGAUAUCCGUGUAUCAGUAACCAACCUAUUUUAUACAGAUACAUUUACAAGCAGCGUAUUGGUAUUUGUUCCGCGUUCGUUUCAAAAUGUUCAAACGAUUGUAGCUUUUAAGUAUGAAAUGUAGAUGAAUACGAAUCUAAUACUACAUUAGUAAAGCCCGUAAUAACACCAAUUGUUGGAAUGGGAUAUUCGCUUUAAAACAUCACUACCGCACAAAAGACAGGCGUCAAGUUGAAGAAACUCCAAUGAUAUGAGUAUGUGUGCCGUAAUCCUGAUUUUAUUCCACUUUCCUUCCCUUUUCUUAUAAGCAAAUAAGGGCAAAGUGGAUUUGACUGAUAAGAUGCGUGGAAAAGGGAUAUGUGUUCUUCUUAUGCGUUUCCUAGUUUUGCAGAUUAAAGGCAAGGCAGCAAUUCUGUUUCAUUUAUGGACCCACCGCUUUGUUAUUUCGGUGAAUUGAAGUGGCCUUUAAAUCUUUUGCCACCUUAUAAAUAUCGAAAAACCUAAGUUGUCAAUAUCGGUUCAGUCCUUUAACCUACAAGUCGCAAUGGAAUUUGAGUACAUACAAAAAAUAGACACCAAAAUGUCUUCCUGAGUCAGUCGGGUAAAAUAUGUUUUGUACAGGUGUUUAGACAGUAGAAACUCACGAUUAAUACGAAACAUACAAACAAGCACACAUCAUGCAUGUGCAUCAUUAAGUACAGCUUACAAGUUACACGAUCAUAAAUACAUUAAGUUAUAAAGACUCUGUCAUUUUGACAGUUGUCGCUUUUUAGUUGACACUUGAAAAACGAUUCAAAACUUCAACCGAUUCCCAACACUAUCAUUCACUUGACACGUGACAUUACGACGCUAAAAUAUACUGAACACCACAUCUUGAUCCCGUUGUCCUAAGAAAUACUUACAAAAUUAAAAAAAAAUACUUUACGCUUGAAUUUGGAACGAAGCAAACGGAUGUUUCAAUUUAUAUCUUUGUCUAAUCAAUUAUUGAUCUUCUUUAGCUCAGUUUUUUGUAUAAAAACAAUUUCGUAUAAAAACAUCAAGAUUAUUCAAUAAAUAGAAGUAUAUUGAAAUAAAAUCAAAUGCCAUUCUCUCUCUCUAAUCACUCGUAAUAAAGUGUUCCAAUCACAUCCGAGUGAGAGAGACGAAAAAUUUGACCAUAAAUUAUAAAUCUUGUCACACACAAUGCGUGUAUUGUGGAAGAUCGAGAUGUGGUGCAGAAAACAAGCAGCGGCCGCCAUUCUGCCACUGCUGCUGGUCGGUUGGCUGACAGGGGAAUCAUCAGAGGCACUUACAACCUUCGGAAAGAGUAACACCCAGCCUCCAAAGGAAGUAGCACCUACAGCUCCGCCAGCACGUCCGUGUUCCCGUCAAGCGGAAUGCGCUGGUAUCAGCAGCUCUUCGUGCGUUCGGACUCACUACGACUCUGUGACAAGAUGCCUUUGCGGCGACAAUUCUCCGCCAUUGAACGGACAAUGCGAAGCUCAAUCUAAGCUUCUCUACCACGUUUGCGCUAACAGCGACGAAUGUAAUGACGGAUUGGUGUGCGGUACGCCCAACAUCACCGGCAACGCUCAGCCACAUCUCCGAGUCCUGACACCACAGGACAAGAUCUGUCUCUGUGAUGCUGAGAGUGGUUACAGGGAACGUGAAUAUACUUGCAGUGAUGCUGAAAUACUGAAGACGUCCAUCUUUGCCGUCAUCUUCGUUGCUAGCUUAAGGAAAAUUGUACUUUAAACUAUUUGACUUUACUGUUUUUCUAAUUUUUUUCUUGUUAAUCCAAAUAAGUGUAUCGAUUUUUAAAAACGACUUGUAAUAUCGUAGGUAUUAAAUGAUGUGUCACUCACUUUCAUACUUAAUCUAUGACAAACAUCGUUAAAUAAUAAUUGCUUUUUUAAUAAUGCACAGCAAAAGUCAAAAGCGAUGUCUAUUUCAAAUAUUUUUUUUAUGUUUUAGAUAAAUACACAAGUAGAUAGCAAUUUGUUUUAUAAUUGUUAGCAUUUCUAUUAGAAUAAGAAGUCAUAUUUAGUCUAUGAUAAACGUCAUU
Messenger RNA from Papilio polytes (common Mormon), 3260 nucleotides. RefSeq lists its product as uncharacterized. The transcript is spliced from 4 exons. The record is from RefSeq and is a predicted model, not a curated record. Lineage: Eukaryota; Metazoa; Arthropoda; Insecta; Lepidoptera; Papilionidae. Bases 2399 to 2950 code for a protein of 183 amino acids.